GACACCAUGAAAGCGAAAAGCACUCACUCACCCACAAGCUUCCCCAGUUGUUCUUCUCGUCCAUAAUAUUAUAUGCACCCACUAUCCCACAAAACAACACAACCACAUCUGAUCCAACCCCAUUAUUAAAACCAAAUCUGCAGAACUUGUAACAGACUUCAACCCCAUCAUUAAAACCCAUACAGAAAUAAAGAAACUGCAGAGGAAACUUGUUUUUGUUUCUUCUUCAUUUUCCAUGUGUGAAGGUAUGCGUUCUCUGAUGAUUCUUUCGUUGCUUUGCUAUGGGCUGUACUGGGCAACUCACAGCCACAAGUCAUCAAUCUCAGUGGCUUCAUUGAGCACCGAAGAAACCCUUUUUGUGAAUAAAACAGCUGCAAUUGGAGCUACAGAUGAUGACUUUAUCUGUGCCACAAUUGAUUGGUGGCCUCCUCAGAAAUGUGAUUACGGAACUUGUAGUUGGGGCUCUGCUUCUCUUCUCAAUCUGCACGAAAUUGCAACUUGCAGAAAAAGGUUAUGCACGAAAUUGCAACUUUCAGAAAAAGGUUAUGCACGAAAUUGCAACUUUCAGAAAAAGGAUCUUGACAAUGCUAUAUUUUUAAAUGCUAUAAAAGCAUUUGCACCCUUGAAAAUUAGGUUGGGUGGCACUUUACAAGAUAAAGUCACAUACCUGGCGGACGGAAGUCAACCACCUUCCACCUCAUUUGUCAAAGAUGGUUCACAAUUGUUUGGUUUCUCUCAAGGUUACUUACCAAUGCCUAGAUGGGACCAACUAAACAGUUUCUUCAAUAAAACUGGGGCUGUUAUUAUUUUUGGUUUAAAUGCACUCAUAGGUAGAAACAUAGACUCCAAUGGUGCAGCUACUGGUGCUUGGAAUUCAACCAAUGCAGAAACCUUAAUAAGAUAUACAGUCGACAAGGGAUACACAAUUCAUGGUUGGGAACUUGGAAAUGAACUGAGUGGGAAUGGAGUUGGAACAAAAGUUUCAGCAGACCAAUAUGCAGCAGACACACACACUCUCCAUGAAAUACUGCAGAAAAUUUAUGCAGAUUAUGGAUCAAAGCCACUAGUCUUAGCACCAGGAGGCUUCUUUGAUGCCGAUUGGUUCACAGAAUUUGUUCAUAAAACUCCUCCUUCCCUUAAAGUAAUCACUCACCACAUAUAUAAUCUUGGUCCAGGUAGUGCUGGAGAUCUCGUUGACAAGAUCCUAGAUCCAGAUGUUCUCGAUGGUAUUUCGCAGACCUUCAGCAGCCUACAAAACCUUGUUGAGACAUCAGACACUUCAGCAGUGGCAUGGGUUGGUGAAGCAGGAGGUGCUUACAACAGUGGCCAUGAUCUUGUUACAAAUGCUUUUGUGUUUAGUUUCUGGUACCUAGACCAGCUUGGUUUGGCAGCAUCUUAUGACACCAAAACAUAUUGCAGACAGACAUUGAUUGGUGGAAAUUAUGGGCUCCUUGACACCAACACCUUUCAACCAAAUCCUGAUUAUUACAGUGCUCUUCUUUGGCAUCGUUUAAUGGGAAACAAGGCCCUCUCCACAAGCUUCUCUGGGACGAAGAAGAUACGUGCCUAUGCUCAUUGUUCAAAGAAGACAAAAGGAAUCACGGUGCUCCUCAUCAACCUAGACGGUAACACUACAGUUCAAGUCCGAGUUUCGACUGAUAGUACUGGCAGGCCUGUGAGUUCCGAAAGCCUUCAGAGUUCGAAAGAUAGUGAUGAUGUAAGGGAAGAAUACCAUCUAACAGCUCAAGAUGGGGACUUGCAGAGUAAAGUAAUGCUACUAAAUGGGAAAGCACUUAUUGUAGAUUCAUCUGGGGAUAUUCCACCCUUGGAACCGAUAACAGUCAGGCUAUCAGAUCCAACUACCGUGGCGCCAUUCUCUAUUGUAUUUGUUCACGUUCCAAACACAACCGUGCCGGCUUGUGCAUAGAGGCUUUUGGUGAAAGAAGGCUUGUAGAUCUUUUUAUUUUCAUACAAAGAGAUGAAUAAAUAGAAAUAAGAAAUGAAUUUUAGAGGAUGCAACCACGUUAUAAAUUAAAAUUAAAAAUUUAUUGGUUUCUUCAUGGUGAUCUCCAAGAAUAAUAUACAGUACUUCAGAGAAUAUGAUGUUUAUAUAGAA
Malus domestica (apple) is the source of this 2116-nucleotide messenger RNA. RefSeq names its product heparanase-like protein 3. Gene Ontology annotation, molecular function: beta-glucuronidase activity. The record is from RefSeq and is a predicted model, not a curated record. Lineage: Eukaryota; Viridiplantae; Streptophyta; Magnoliopsida; Rosales; Rosaceae. Gene Ontology annotation, cellular component: membrane; plant-type cell wall.